Aquila chrysaetos chrysaetos is the source of this 4148-nucleotide messenger RNA. RefSeq names its product vitamin D receptor (gene VDR). Lineage: Eukaryota; Metazoa; Chordata; Aves; Accipitriformes; Accipitridae. The record is from RefSeq and is a predicted model, not a curated record. Gene Ontology annotation, molecular function: vitamin D response element binding; zinc ion binding; nuclear receptor activity. Bases 1820 to 3109 code for a protein of 429 amino acids. The transcript is spliced from 10 exons. Gene Ontology annotation, cellular component: nucleus. Gene Ontology annotation, biological process: positive regulation of transcription by RNA polymerase II; negative regulation of transcription by RNA polymerase II; cell differentiation.
UUUUUCCCCUUAUUUGAGCCUGGGGCUGGACCCUUCAGCAUUAAAAGUUUCUUCAGAAACUGGUUUUCACGAGAAGCCAGCCCUGGCUUUGCAGCGUUUUGUGGCGUGCUCUCCUCCCACACGAGCUGGGCAGUGACUCAUCUUCCUCUGAGGACUCGGUUAAAGGAGCACCAGCGAUCUCAAGGCAAUGUGUGUCCCCUCCUGAUGGGAGACAGGGAUCUGCUCAGUGUCCCGCUCUGGUCUGUGGACCCUGACGGUGUUUCUUCUGUGUCUGCUGGGGAGUGAGAGUGAGCUGGGCUGCGUUGGGUUAAUACUCUGAGUGCCUCUGCAUGGGUAGGGAGGAAUAUUUAACCUGUCUGCUUUGGGGGAGGAAGUUAAGGCUGUAAUUACUCAUUUGAAUAAAACCUCUUCUGCCUUCUGCAAACCAGCCGGUUAAAACUGAGUCAAAUCAGAUCGGGUUGGUAGCUGUCAGCUGUGCCAUGGCUUUCGGAUGGGGCUUGUGAAAGUGUGCUUAAGUGGGAGCUAGGGCAAAAAAAAAUACGUGCCAGGCUGAGAUUGGGUAGCUCUGGGAGCCAUGUGUUGGCAUUGCAUGGGUUGGACAGCCAUCCCUCCAGCAUCAUGUACUCCGCGGAGCGAGGAAGGCCUGUCAGGUGCUGGAGGUGUUGGCAGAUGUCUGCCUGAGAUCAUGCUUGUCUGUAAACAGAUCAGGUGGAAGAUCUCACAACAGGGUUUUGAAUAACAAAGGCAUGAAGCACAAAAAUAGGUUCUUCAUAAGGCAAGAAUUUGCCUCGGGUCAGUUAGUUUUUCACUAGAUGUUUGUUUCCUGAAUCCCAAUGUACUUAAGACAAAAUAACUGGAUAAUCUAGCCUCUUUUUCCAUUUAAUAGCUAACUGUGGAGAAGUGGCUGUCUCUGUGGCUAGAGGUGCACUCAGGAGUAAUUUUUAACCCACUGUUGCUGAGCCAAAGCGAAGUCAGUCUGGCCCAACUUCCUGUGGCUUGUGAAGGGAAAAUACUGAAAUAUCAAGUCACUGGGAGAGGAAUAAUCAGAGUUAAAGGUGGUUGUAAGUGGGUUUGUCUCCCUCAUGUGAUGUCUGAACGUGAAGGUGAGGGGGGGAAGCUGUCCGUCGAGCUGUGGCACAUCUUCCUCUGCUUGUGAAAGGGAGUGCGAGUCCAUGGCAGUACAUCAGCUAUGAGAGGAAGGGGACGCGCAUCUGGGGUGCAGGGUAAGGUCUGAGCACCCUAGCGUGAAUCUUCUUGGUCCAAUUAUGUCCACAAAUGAGGGCGAUCAGCUGAUGCUGCGGCUGGAGAAAAGACGUGCACAGUUGCAGCAGCCACAGGGGCCGUUUUGUGGGUGGGCGUUGGACACUGCUACAAGGGAGUUUCCUAAAACUAAGUUGUGUGGGAGGAAUUAAAUCCCACUUCUGUGGAAGGAGGAGUCCUGUAUGGGGUGUCCUAUUUUGAAAGUGUUUUGUGGGCAGUGGGUCUUAAGUGGUGCCCUUCUGUAUUUGAAUAUGAUGCAGGUAGCAAGUGAAUAAAUGCAGGAGGCAUCUAAAUAAUGAUAUUACGUUGGUGGGGACGUGUCUAGCUGCUGGGCAGGGUCUCAUCCCAUCCCAUAGGACUGAUCUCUCCCAGAGCUGGAUGCAGCAGCCCCAGGUGGAGAGCUGUCUGCGUCACGGUUCCUCCUCGCAGCUGGAGAUGCUGGGAAACCGAUCCGGAUGGCGUCUGCCCCAGUUCCUGCAGAAAUGGCUCUGCUCGCUGCCGACUCUUUCCUAACCAUAGCUACAAGGGGGUGGUUCCCCCUUUGGGUAACCUCCCGGUUAUGUCUCUUGGGAAUACAUGCCGUCAGCCCAAAGCAUCGGGACCUGCUGACGUGACUUCUGAGCUCCGAUUUUCCCGGUGGCUCCAUGUCCCAGCUCCAGAGCUCCUGGGAAAUGCACCAGCAGAGCAUGGCAUAUCUUCCAGACACAGGAGAAGCAUGAAGAGGAAAGCGAUGUUCACGUGCCCAUUCAAUGGUGACUGCAAAAUCACCAAGGACAACCGGCGCCACUGCCAGGCGUGUCGGCUGAAGCGCUGUGUGGACAUCGGCAUGAUGAAAGAGUUCAUCCUGACGGACGAGGAGGUUCAGAGGAAGCGCGAGAUGAUAUUGAAGCGCAAGGAGGAGGAGGCACUCAAGGAGAGCCUGAAGCCCAAACUCUCGGAGGAGCAGCAGAAAGUCAUUGACAUCCUCCUUGAGGCUCAUCGCAAAACCUAUGACCCCACGUACGCUGACUUCACCAAGUUUCGGCCCCCCGUGAGAAGCAACCCCAGCAACAGGGGGGCAGCAAGGUCCUCCUCCAUCCUCACCCAGGACUUGUCGUCGGAGGACUCCAGUGACCUUUUUGGCUCCGAUGCCUUCAGCACGUUUCCAGAGUCUGUGGAGCCCCAGAUGUUUUCAAACCUGGUCCUCUCCGAGGAGAAUGACGAGAGCUCCUCCAUGAACAUCGACCUCUCCCACCUCUCCAUGCUCCCGCACUUGGCCGACCUGGUCAGCUACAGCAUACAGAAGGUGAUUGGCUUUGCCAAAAUGAUCCCGGGAUUCAGGGACCUGGCAGCAGAGGACCAGAUCGUCCUGCUGAAAUCCAGCGCCAUCGAGGUGAUCAUGCUGCGCUCGAACCAGUCCUUCACCCUCGAGGACAUGACGUGGACCUGCGGCAGCAAUGACUUCAAGUACAGGAUCAGCGAUGUCACCCAAGCUGGCCACAGCAUGGACCUGCUCGAGCCGCUCGUGAAAUUCCAGGUUGGCUUGAAGAAGCUGAACCUUCACGAAGAAGAGCACGUGCUCCUCAUGGCCAUCUGCAUCCUGUCCCCAGAUCGCCCAGGCGUGCAGGACACCUCGCUGGUGGAAUCCCUCCAGGAUCGUCUCUCGGAGAUCCUCCAGACCUACAUCCGCUGCAGGCACCCUCCUCCCGGCAGCCGCCUGCUCUACGCCAAGAUGAUCCAGAAGCUGGCCGACCUACGGAGCCUGAACGAGGAGCACUCCAAGCAGUACCGCUGCCUCUCCUUCCAGCCCGAGCACAGCAUGCAGCUCACGCCGCUGGUGCUCGAGGUCUUCGGCAACGAGAUAUCCUGACUCCGGCCGUGGGGCUGAGCACCCACCAGUAAAGGGAUAAGUCAGCCUGGCUUCCCCGAGGCAGCGAGCGGAGAGACGUGACGCUGGGCAGGAGUUUUGUACAUAGACGGUUUGGUUUCACACUACUGGAGGUCCUGCUUUGUCUCCUCAUCCACGGUGGCCGAGGUUUGCUCGCUGCGGAGCAGUGACAGACCCAGAUCCAUGUGGUUUCCCCCCAGUCCGUGAGCAGCUUUUCUGCUUCCCUGCCGUCUGCAAGAGCUGACUUAUCCCUUUAUGGAUGCUUUUGAGGCUGGGCUGCCUCGAAUCACUUCUUUCUUGACCUGAGAAAUUGGGCUGCUUGGAAGGAGAAGCGCUGAGGUGUUUUGGCGUGGGGAGGCGGACUCACGGCGUUGAUGAACCCUCGGCAACGUCUUCUGCUCCCCUCCUAAAAUCUGCAGCGCUCGAUCCCCCCCUUUCAAAAAGGGAGACGCCGACUGAAUUGCACCCCCCGAAGCCCUGCCGGGAAAUGCCGUGGGCUGUGUCCCCGCGCGCGUGACCGGCUAAAACCACUCCCGUGAGCCCCUGCGGGACUGGGACCAGACCAGAGACGUCUGUGUCAGCCCCGAGAGUGGAAAUUUGUCCUCGGCCCUCAAAGGAAACAGCCGGACGAGCUGUAAUUUGCGUUCCCGACACUACUGCCUGGCUUCGGGGGAGCAGGGUUGUCUCGGGGUGACACCGCGCUCUCGGAGCUGAACCCCUUUUCCCGCGGUUCUCGGGCACGACCCCCGCAACCUGUGAUGGCGUCGCGGUAACGACCGCCAUCCCAGUUCGGCUUCGGCACCUUGCGACGUCCUGUGCCACGCUGGAACCGGGUGCCGGAGGCUGCUCGGUGCCACCGUCCCCGCUCGGUGCCGGCGGAGCAGCCCCCCCCGGGGAGGAGGGGGGGGGGGGUCCUGGGUGUCCCCCCUAGCCCCGCUCUGGGCCCUGCACCGUGUCUGGGAAGGGUCCCAGCUCGCUGCCGGGUGCUGCUCCUCCUCGCAAAUAAACUCUUGCUUGGGAA